AUGGCGCUGUUCUGGUUCCAAAAAAGCAAAACAAACAAAUGCUAGUUUUUGUUUUGUUUCAAGCUGCCCAUCAUAUUGUUGCUAUACAGCUCGACGAUGGAUUUGUUUAACGCGACAGCAGGUACGACAAUGUCAGCAGCCAGUAAUUCGGUAUUGAGUGUUCCUACUUACGUGGAUGCAUCAACCGGAAUGACAUCGAGCGAGGUGAAACAUGGAGUGGACGAACUUCAAGGGCAACACAACUCGACGGCUUCGAUUGCUGUGCAAGUUCUGAGUAUUGAGAGCAGGCUAAGCAACGAGCUGAAUCGUCUCUUGUUUAGCCCUCCAGUGGCCUAUGUUUACAAUCCAUUAAACUACGCUUGGGAAACACACUCCAUGUUCGUCACCAAAUUUGGAAACACAAAGAAACAAAUUCUUUUCGUGGGCAUGAACCCAGGGCCAUGGGGUAUGGUUCAAACUGGGAUUCCUUUUGGUGCUGCAAGAUUGGUCCAAGAUUGGCUCGGAAUUGUCGGAACUGUGGGUCAGCCGCCUGUAGAGCAUCCACAGCGUCGUGUCCAAGGCUUCCAAUGUCCACGUACCGAGGUUAGCGGCCAACGCUUUUGGGGUUUCUUUCGAGACAUCUGCAUCACUCCAGAAAACAUGUUCAAAAAUUCAUUCGUUUAUAGCUACUGUCCAUUGAGCUUCAUGCACACUAGUGGUCGCAAUAUCACGCCCCCGGAAUUGAAAUCAUCGGACCGUCAGGCGAUCAUGGAAAUGUGUGACUCAUCUCUUGCUCAGAUCAUCACAGUCCUUCAAGUGGAUAUCGUCAUCGGUAUUGGCAAAUUUGCCGAGUACCGCAUACGCGAGACUGUUAAAAAAAACUCGUUAAACGUUACAAUUGGUUGCAUUCUGCACCCGAGCCCGAUCAAUCCAUCUGCUAACAAGGGAUGGAAAGAAGCCGUGCUGAAAUCCAUGCAAGAAAUGAACAUUCUUCAUAUUGUCAGAGGAGAUCAGCUUCAUCAAUGUAUUUAAGUUAUUUGUACUAUUCUCGUUUUUCAAUAAGUCCAAGUCAACCAUUGCGAUCUUAUUCAAUAAGCUACAGUAAUUGUUGUGAAUUGUUUUCAAAACUCGGAUAAGCCAUUUGACAAAUUUUUAAAUUUCUUGCUUCAAAAGCUAUAAUCAAGGCCAUAUAAAGAUAUUCGUUAAGGAACUUUCCUUUUAUUGUUACGAUGUCAUUUAGCAUUUGUAUAUUAACAUUUCUAGUUUCUCUAAAUUUUUGGAUCUCAAUGUGGAAGUGAAUAUACAAUUUCGCUGAUAUGUCAA
Molecule: messenger RNA, 1302 nt
Organism: Daphnia pulicaria
Lineage: Eukaryota; Metazoa; Arthropoda; Branchiopoda; Diplostraca; Daphniidae
Gene: Smug
Product: single-strand selective monofunctional uracil DNA glycosylase-like
Exons: 4
Coding region: 97-1011 (304 amino acids)
Biological process (GO): base-excision repair
Molecular function (GO): single-strand selective uracil DNA N-glycosylase activity; oxidized pyrimidine nucleobase lesion DNA N-glycosylase activity
Source: RefSeq, a predicted model, not a curated record